AUGGAGACAGAAGGGUAUGGUUUUAGAGAUUAUAUGUAUUAUGUGAGGGACCCUGGGCUAGGGAUUGAAGGAAUGGAAGAAAUAGAUGAUGAUGACAAGUUAGAGGAAAUUUUAGACCACAUAGCAAAGCGGAAUAACAAGAUAUUGAAUGUGACAAUAGUUAGGGCCGGUGCAGAGAAAGUUCCCAAUAUAAAUACCAGUGUUAAUGUCAUUGAGCUGCAGACCCCAAUUGAACAAAUUGGAGAGCCCAAACUGUAUCAGAUUGAUGAUGAAGGAGUGUUGUUCAAUGCUGAAAAUGUACAUGUAGAAGCUGAGAGUUGUGAUGCAGUAGUGGAAGAAUACCAUGUGACUGACAAUUCAGAGGAGCAACUGUUAAUAGAGCAAGAAAUGGAGGAGAAAAGGAGAAAGGAAAUUGAAAUGUUUAGGGAGAACAAGAAGGAAAGAGUGAAGGAGACUUGUUUGAACAGGAAAGCUGCAGUGAUGGACAAUGAAGAGGAUAGUGAUGAUGAUGAUCUGAUAGAAUAUGGUGAUAUCAUAGCUAGGCUUCAGGAGAUGAGAAGACAGAGGAAUGACCCAGAACUUCAUUUUGAAGGGGACACAUAUAUUGAGGAAAUGUGUGACUCAGAGGUGGAUGAUGAGCUGUAUGUGCCACAAGGUGAAGAAGAGGAUGUAGAGGAGGAAGAGGAGGAGGAAUUGGAGGAAGAGGAACAAGAGGAUGAGCUAGGGCAAGAUAUUCCAUCAUCUGAUGAGGACAAGAAACCACAAGACCUUGGUGUGGAAGAUGAUGAUGGUUCUAAGGCAUUGGCAUCUGUGUUGCCCAAUGGUAGAAAAAACAGAGCAAAGAAGAUGAAGAAGAGUUUAUGGUUUGAUGAGGACAGAGCUCAUCUAGAGGAGCAAUUUGUGAAGCAUCUUUGCUUCUUAAAUGCGUACCAGUUCAGAACUGCACUUCAAACCCUGCACAUUGCUCAAAACAGGAACUUUUUCUACCAUAGAAACUGCAGUGAUAGGAUUCCAAAUGAGAAGUCAUUUACAAUUAGGAAGCUGUAUUUAGUGCACACAUGCCCUUCUAUGUCAGAGAACACUAAAGUCACUGCUAAGUGGGUUUCAAAAUUCUGUGAGGAGGUUAUCAGAAAUGACCCAUGCACAACAAUCACAACUAUUAUUAAUACUGCAAAGAGCAAGUAUGGUGUGGAAAUAUCAACACACAUGGCAUACAGGGCAAAGAGGGCAGCAAAGGCUGUUGUGUUAGGAGACCAGAAAGCCCAGUACACCGGGAUUAGGGAUUAUUUACAGGAUGUGUUGGAUACAAAUCCAUGUUCAAGAUGCAUUGUGACAACAAGAUAUCUAAAGGAGCAUCCAAGCACUAACCCUAGGUUUCAUGCACUGUUCAUAUGCUUGAAUGGAUGCAAAGAAGGGUUUCUCAAUGGCUGCAGACCAUUCAUAGGUCAACAGAUUCUAGCUGCAACUGGAAGAGAUAGGAACAAUAAUAUUUUUCCCAUUGCUUUUGGAAUUGUUGAUAAGGAGGACACUAACUCCUGGACCUGGUUUUUAUACCAGUUGAGACAAGCAUUAGGUGGAGAAUCUCGGAAGUUUGGGAACUACACAAUCAUUUCAGAUAGGCAGAAGAACUUUCAAAAUGCUGGGUUUAGAGGGCCUGAAUUAAAGCAAUACAUGGAUGCAGCUAGUUAUUCAUACACUGAACAUGGUUUUAAAACUGCAAUGGCUAAAUUAAAGAAUGAGAGUGAGGCUGCUUGGGAAUGGCUAAGCAAAAUACCUAAACACACUUGGGCCAGACAUGCAAUGGAUAUGAACUGCAAAACAGACAUAGUUGUUAACAAUUUAAGUGAGGUUUUCAACAAGUGGGUUCUUUAUGUCAGGGCUAAACCAAUUAGGACCAUGGUGGAUAGAAUUAGGACAAAGUUAAUGGUCAAGUUCAAUGCAAAUAGAAUAAAGACUGAGACUGUAAGAUGGGAAAUUUGUCCAGCAUAUGCUGAGAAAUUAGAGGAAGCAAAGAAUUCUUACACUAUUUGA
This is a messenger RNA of Aegilops tauschii subsp. strangulata, 2031 nucleotides long. The record is from RefSeq and is a predicted model, not a curated record. NCBI's taxonomy places the organism in Eukaryota, Viridiplantae, Streptophyta, Magnoliopsida, Poales, Poaceae.